Cladocopium goreaui is the source of this 1257-nucleotide messenger RNA. The record is from the annotation of a GenBank genome assembly. Lineage: Eukaryota; Dinophyceae; Suessiales; Symbiodiniaceae.
AUGAAAGUUCUGAAGGGAAGAGAUGCGAAGAGGCCGCUAUUCGCAGAGUCCCUCACAGGUGUGGCUUUCGUGUUGGAAGGGAAGAGCUACGUUGCCAUUUCGGCAGUGUGCGAAAGACCCAUGGACAGCUCUGAUUUGGUCGGCGAGCCUGCCUUGAAGCGUGCGAGGCUCCGGGAGUCACAGACAGAGAUCUCAGGAACGGAAAAACAGAAUGAUCAGCUCCAGGAACGGAUUGCAGACCACAGGCAUGAUGCCACAGAGCGAUCUCCUGCGGGCAUCCCUUUUCCAGUCACUCAGCUACGAUCAGCUGCAUGUCAGUGCUACGAAUUGCUACGAUGUGGCAAGAUCAAAAUUAGUUGCUGUAUGUUGCUGUGCUGUAACUUCGGUGCUGUUAGGUCAGCGUUCCUGAUGACCGAUGCUACUUAUUUCGAUGGCGUCAAGCAGCUGAUGCAAGGAUGGUGCAUCAGAGAUGGGUGUUGCUUGAGCAUUGCCUGUGGUGAUUUGGGGAACUUUGCCGCUAUGCGGCAGAGGGAAACAGAUCCGAUGGCGCCACUGGAUCUUUGUACCGACAGGUCGAGGAAAGAGUUUCAAGACUGGGCGGAUGGCCUUUUCUUUUCCUUGGAUCGAGAGGGCAAGGAGCAGUUGCUGGAUGCCGAUGGUCAACAGGUCAUGAUGGAAUGGGAGAAGCCGUAUGUGGAGAAAUGCGCGGAAGAACUGAAGGUGACACCUGACUGUGAUGUUCUGGAGAUUGGUUUUGGCUGUGGGUACAGCGCGAGCCGUAUCCAAGAUUUCAAGCCGCGAUCUCACACAAUCAUUGAAUGCUCGGAGGUUGUACUCGAGCGACUGCAGCAGUGGGCUGCAACGAGGCCUAAGGUGCAAAUCAUUUCUGGCACCUGGCAGCAGCGCUUGCCUGAAUUGGGUAUGUUUGACUGCAUCUUCUUUGACGACUAUGGCCAACCGGGCAUUUCAGACAGGGAAAUGCUGAUAAACUGCCCAAAUGAGCGGUACAAGCAGAUUUAUGCUCAGUCACCAACUCAUUUCCACGCGUUCCUGGAAAUCGCCCUGCAGUAUCAUUCUCGCCAAGGCACUCGAAUUUCGGGUUACCUUGUGAGCCCCAUUGUGGUUGACAGGGAUGAUGUUGCAAUCACGUAUGGAUCUAUCAACGUUCACCCACCAGCCCACUGCAACUACUACUUUCGUGAUGAGGCGGUGGUUCCUAUUUUCGCUAAGCGCCUUGGGCAGCAUGGUUUGGCAUGA